Molecule: messenger RNA, 3159 nt
Organism: Galeopterus variegatus (Sunda flying lemur)
Lineage: Eukaryota; Metazoa; Chordata; Mammalia; Dermoptera; Cynocephalidae
Gene: KIF3A
Product: kinesin family member 3A
Exons: 19
Coding region: 142-2322 (726 amino acids)
Biological process (GO): microtubule-based movement
Molecular function (GO): microtubule binding; microtubule motor activity; ATP binding
Source: RefSeq, a predicted model, not a curated record
CGCGCUCUCGUCUGAGGAACCGCAGUCUCGAGAGCGCCGAGGUGGUGUUUCGGUGGACUCUGGCCAGCCUCUCCCGCGGACCCGCUGUGGUUGGGCUGCACCCCGGGCGGGGACGUCCGCCGGGCACGGGAGGGGGACACGAUGCCGAUCAAUAAAUCAGAGAAGCCAGAAAGCUGUGAUAAUGUGAAGGUCGUUGUUAGGUGCCGGCCCCUCAAUGAGAGAGAGAAAUCAAUGUGCUACAAACAGGCUGUCAGUGUGGAUGAGAUGAGGGGAACUAUCACUGUACAUAAGACUGAUUCUUCCAAUGAACCUCCGAAGACAUUUACUUUUGAUACUGUUUUUGGACCAGAGAGUAAACAACUUGAUGUUUACAACUUAACUGCAAGACCUAUUAUUGAUUCUGUUCUUGAAGGCUACAAUGGGACUAUUUUUGCAUAUGGGCAAACUGGAACAGGCAAAACUUUUACUAUGGAAGGCGUUCGAGCUGUUCCUGAACUUAGAGGAAUCAUUCCCAAUUCAUUUGCUCACAUAUUUGGUCAUAUUGCAAAAGCAGAGGGUGAUACAAGAUUUUUGGUUCGAGUGUCUUAUUUGGAAAUAUAUAAUGAAGAAGUUCGUGACCUUUUGGGCAAGGAUCAAACACAGAGGUUAGAGGUUAAAGAAAGACCUGAUGUGGGAGUUUAUAUCAAAGAUUUAUCAGCUUAUGUGGUAAAUAAUGCUGAUGAUAUGGAUAGAAUUAUGACACUAGGCCACAAAAAUCGUUCUGUUGGUGCAACUAAUAUGAAUGAACAUAGUUCCCGUUCCCACGCCAUCUUUACAAUUACUAUAGAAUGCAGUGAAAAAGGCGUUGAUGGUAACAUGCAUGUUAGGAUGGGAAAACUCCAUCUUGUAGAUCUUGCUGGUUCAGAAAGACAAGCAAAAACUGGAGCUACUGGACAGCGCCUAAAGGAAGCUACAAAAAUCAAUCUUUCACUUUCCACCCUUGGUAAUGUAAUUUCUGCCUUGGUUGAUGGAAAAAGCACUCACGUGCCUUAUCGUAACUCUAAAUUGACUCGUCUUCUUCAGGAUUCCUUAGGAGGAAAUUCAAAAACCAUGAUGUGUGCAAAUAUUGGGCCAGCAGAUUACAAUUAUGAUGAAACUAUCAGUACAUUACGGUAUGCUAACCGUGCUAAGAAUAUUAAAAAUAAAGCUAGAAUUAAUGAAGAUCCAAAGGAUGCUUUGCUUCGUCAAUUCCAGAAAGAAAUAGAAGAACUGAAAAAAAAACUUGAAGAAGGGGAAGAAAUAUCAGGUUCUGAUAUCAGUGGGUCAGAGGAGGAUGACGAUGAAGAAGGUGAGGUUGGAGAAGACGGAGAGAAAAGGAAAAAACGAAGGGGCAGUAGCAGCAGCAGUAGUUCAGACUCCACAUGUUCUGUCAUAGAGAAACCUCUGGAUAAGUUCUUGCCUAAUCAAGCAGGUAAAAAGAAAGUUUCCCCAGAUAAGAUGGUUGAAAUGCAAGCAAAAAUCGAUGAGGAGAGAAAAGCACUUGAAACAAAGCUUGACAUGGAAGAAGAAGAAAGAAACAAGGCUAGAGCUGAAUUAGAGAAACGGGAAAAAGAUCUUCUUAAAGCCCAACAGGAGCAUCAGUCUUUGCUGGAAAAAUUAUCUGCACUGGAAAAGAAGGUAAUUGUUGGUGGUGUUGAUUUGUUGGCCAAAGCUGAGGAACAAGAAAAACUUCUUGAAGAAUCUAAUAUGGAACUGGAAGAAAGGAGGAAAAGAGCAGAGCAACUUCGCAAAGAACUUGAAGAAAAAGAGCAAGAACGCUUGGAUAUUGAAGAAAAAUAUACCAGUUUGCAAGAGGAAGCACAGGGAAAGACCAAGAAAUUAAAGAAAGUUUGGACUAUGCUGAUGGCUGCAAAAUCAGAGAUGGCUGAUCUCCAACAAGAACAUCAGAGGGAAAUUGAAGGCCUACUGGAGAACAUUCGACAACUUAGCCGGGAGCUUCGACUUCAGAUGCUUAUUAUUGAUAACUUCAUACCUCAAGACUAUCAAGAAAUGAUUGAAAACUAUGUCCAUUGGAAUGAAGAUAUAGGAGAAUGGCAGCUAAAAUGUGUUGCCUACACAGGAAAUAACAUGAGGAAGCAAACCCCAGUACCUGAUAAAAAGGAGAAAGAUCCCUUUGAAGUAGACCUUUCCCAUGUGUAUCUCGCCUAUACUGAGGAGAGUCUGCGUCAGUCUUUGAUGAAAUUAGAAAGGCCACGGACUUCAAAGGGAAAAGCAAGGCCGAAGACAGGGAGAAGAAAGCGUUCUGCAAAGCCUGAAACUGUAAUUGACUCUUUACUUCAAUAAUGUUACAGACUUACAGUCAUAAUAAAAAUUAGUGAUAUUCUCAUGCCUGGAAAAAAUUUUUAAUUAAAACACUGAAGACUUCUGUGUAAUUGCAAAUAAUGGAAGCUGUAAAUGAUGAAGUAAGAUUGGAAAUAGUAAUUUGCCUAAUAACGUUUAGUCUGUAGAUAUUAAGUUAAUAUAACAUUAAAAUUGUACAACUGGUGAUUGUUCAAAUUGUCAUACUACAAUUAUACUGUGCAGGGAAGUUGGAGGAGCAGUUUAUACUAUAGAGAGUUGAGGUUUAGAUGUAUAUGUAAAUCUGUUAGCUAUUUACCUACCCAACUACUGUAUAUUUAGAUAACCAAAAUUUCAAAAGAGAAAAAAAAGUAUGUCAUGUUUUGCACAUGGAAAGUAGCAGAUCAAAUUAUCCUAUGUUGUGCUGUUAUGUAUGAAUGUUUGGGCUGCACAUCUAAGAAAUGACUCUAUCCUAACACUAACCUGCCAAGCCUGUUCAAAUAUGUUCUAGUUUUUAAACUAACACUGAUUGCAUUUUAAGUAUGAGGUGACUGAUCUUAUUGAUCUUCUGUAGAAAAUUUUAUAAUUCAGCAGUCAAUCUUUGCAAGUAUAUAUGUUUAAAAAAAAUGUUGAAAAUGUACUUCAUCUGGACCUCUCCUGACCUUUUUUUGCCAUUUUGAGUUCAAAUCAAACGUACAUUUCUUUUCUGGUUUUGUGUUCUCUUGAACUAUUGAAUUGUACCUAAAUAUAAAGGAGCCACAGUUUCAGAAAAUUAAGAAGCUAAGUACUGGUCACUUAACUUUGCCUGUAUGUGUAUUUUUAAAAAUUCACUUUGAAAUAUGA